Messenger RNA from Aspergillus fumigatus Af293, 549 nucleotides. NCBI's taxonomy places the organism in Eukaryota, Fungi, Ascomycota, Eurotiomycetes, Eurotiales, Aspergillaceae. The record is from RefSeq and is a predicted model, not a curated record.
AUGUUCAUCAAGCUUGUGACUCGCGGCGACAGCAGCAACAGCGAUGACAAUAAUUCACUUGCCCCCGCAAUGAUUGAUCUGUUGAUUUCUCUCUUGGUUCUCAUUAUACUCGGCAUUGUCUUAGUCGCAACGCUUCUUGUCCUGCGACGAAAGCGUCAAAAUCAGAUGGACUCCGAACUACCAGUUCAUAACGGGCAGUGCUCGCCCAACCAUCGUCGUCUAACGAUCUCCGCAUCUUCAAACUCGAGGACGCAGUCUAUUCUGGUGUACGAUGAGAAGCGCAGCCUGAUCGAGAACUCUUCGAGCCCUCCACCCAGUCCGGUCCCUGAAAUCCGCAUUACGUUCCCUGAAGAGGAAGACGAGUCUGGAAAGCGCAAGUCCGGCCGUGUUGUGGUGGUGAGAAUCAGUGAUGCCGGUGCCGUUGGGUUGGAACCAUGCAAUGAAGAGCUUCCACCUUAUCAGACCAGCGACGCUGAACGUUUCCAAUCCUUGGACAUCGAACGCAUGGGUGGCCUUAAGGAGAAAGAUGAUUUGAAAAGAUGGUCUUAA